AUGAAUGUUAAAGGAAUAAUGAUGAAGGAAAAUAAAAGUGAUUCAACAACGUCAUCAUCAUCAUCCAUUGGAACAUUUUCAGAAGAUUCGAUGGGUUCUAUGUGUUGCUGUUCAUCUGAGUUGAUAGAGGAUGCUGAUUCAUCUUCAAAUGGAUCUUUAUGUGACUUAUCAGAGCUCAUGAACAAUCUUCCAAUAAAGAGAGGGUUGUCAAUGUUCUAUGAAGGGAAGACACAAUCAUUCAGUUGUUUAGGUGAGGUACAAAAGAUGGAAGACGUUCCAAAGAAAAGCAUGGGUUACAAAAAGAGAAUGAAGAAAUGUAAAAGUUAUGGUGAUAGAAUAUGGUAUAGUCCAAAGGCUACAAUAUCAAAAAAGACUUCAAGAGUUCCUUUUUCAUCUCUAUUAACUAAAAGAGAGAGUUACUUUUUGAUUCCUUGA
Molecule: messenger RNA, 435 nt
Organism: Lathyrus sativus (Indian pea)
Lineage: Eukaryota; Viridiplantae; Streptophyta; Magnoliopsida; Fabales; Fabaceae
Source: the annotation of a GenBank genome assembly